CAGUCAUUCGCCUAUCAGACGAACAUUCAACGUUAUUUCAAAGCAGAAGCUAAAUGACAAAUGAGUGACAGUAAAGUCAUAUACAAAGUUCAACACUAAAGUCAAAAAUAUUAUAAGGAACACGGCGUAGUGGUGUGACCCUCUUCAUAGUGUAAUUGUGGACCUUGUGGCGUGAAGGCAGAAACUCGGGACACCUUUGAUAACGUCCAGAUUUAAGUCUUUCUAAAAGUACAUUUUACGCUACGCAUUAACUAUAAGUAUACAGGAAAAUUAUUUGUUGAAAACAUACGCAGUCAUCUUUAACCAUACAUUGCUUACAAAAAAGUGUCAUUCACAGUAUUUGUGGCUGUUCAAUGUGAUAUGCAAGUGAUCUGCCGAGAGCGACAGGUUAACCAACUUCGAAGUCUUCUUGCUUUGGAUAAUGCAUGCCCAAGGAACAUUCCAGUGCAAGCCGUAAUUAUAUUCGGCGAUUCUGGAACGGGGAAAUCAUUCACAGUGAAGAAGAUUCUUUCAGCAGCAGAAUCGUCAGAAAGUUUGGAAUUCAAGAUCCGUUAUGUGUGGUUAAACUGUGUGGAACUACUUCAGGCUCGAUCGGUGUUUUCACUGAUUCUUAACCAACUAACCACUCGUGAAGUGGACAGUCUUGAGCAAAUCAGCAAUCUGAAGUCGUGCGAUUCUGCUGUCGACUUCCUUAAGCACCUUUUUCAGGAUUUCCAACCGGAUGAUCGUCUUUAUAUUGUAUUCGACGAUUCCCAGCGGCUGCGGGAUUUCGAUCCAAAUAUACUUUCAUUUUUCCUUCGUAUACAGGAGCAUGCGAAUUCUGUAAUAAGCUGUAUUUUCAUAUCUACUGUUCCUCUUUCGCAUUAUCACACAAGUUCAGGGUUCUGCACGCCCCACGAAAUAUUCUUCCCGUAUUAUACACAAGACGAACUUUGUCAAGUGCUUCUUGAAUCCUGUCCGUCAACUUGCAAUACGAAGUUCUAUGAGCACUAUCUUAGACUGGUCCUGCCUGUUUUCAAGAACGCCAAUGCUAAUGUUAAAGAGCUCAUGCAUAUCGCAAUUGCAAACUUCGUAAACUACACAGCUCCGCUAGCUAAAGAUUCUUCACUAAAAGACCACUCUCUAAAGCUGUGGCACAACAUCGAACCUUACUUGAAGAAAGCUUUAGAAAGUCUUUAUCUGCGGGAAGUAGAUGCAUUUGUUUCUGGCGAAACAUCAGACAGUGCUACUAAAAGCAUGAACAACAAGCAGAUUAUUGAACUUCCAUUGUAUUCGAAGUUUCUUCUGAUUGCGGCGUAUAUUGCAUCGUACAACCCGCCUUCCACAGAUCGCAAGUUUUUCGUCAAGAAUAGCGGCCGUGAGAAGCGAAAGUUUUCCCAAAUCAGAAAGAGUAAGCCAAACUAUCACUUGUUGGGUCCCCGGCCAUUCCCUCUCAAUCGUCUUAUGGCCAUCUUCCAUGCCAUUGUGGAUACUUCGGACUUCCGCGUGGAACCAACAACAAUACUGCAAAGCCAGGUGUCCUCACUGGUGCACCAUCGCCUAGUAACACAAACUGCUGGAAAGGAUUUAUUAAGUGCGCCACGCUACAAAUGCGCUGUGGACCUGGAUUAUGUGCUGCACAUAGCAAACACUGUUCAUUUUGAUGUGACGCAGCAUCUUGAGGAUUUUAAUAUGUAAAAUUUGUUUUUGCGAAUACAAAACGUACAUAGUCACAAGUGACGUGUAAAAUCAGAGUUCUAACUGAUGAUGAUGUCAGUCUAUAGAAAAUACACAAAAAGAAUUGUGUGAAGCCUCGACUACAUUCAAUAAUCUCAGCAUUCUAUGCGCAGACCUUAAUUUCUGGUUUAAUCAACAGCAACGAUGCGAUUAGCAUUGAUGGCGACAGUAGAAAUAAUAAUUACAUCAGAAGUAUUUUUUCUUGCUCUAAUGGCUUUUCUUGUAUUAUAAAUUGAGAAGAAAUAAUAGAACCCUAAAUACGUGUGAGAUACCUGAUGUUUACAAUUGACUGGUUCUUAUACAAUAUCCUGUGUAUUAAGUCAUUUAUCAACAAUUCAAUUAUAUAUUAACGGAUGUAUAAUAUGUCAGCAUUCUGUUUCGCAUGUCAAAAAAUCAAGAAUUGUAUUUACCGAUGUUGAACAAAAAAACAAGCUACACUGUUCGUCUUCAACUUAAUAAAAGUUAAGUACUGUUCGAA
This is a messenger RNA of Varroa destructor (honeybee mite), 2194 nucleotides long. RefSeq names its product origin recognition complex subunit 5 (gene Orc5). The record is from RefSeq and is a predicted model, not a curated record. Gene Ontology annotation, cellular component: nuclear origin of replication recognition complex; nucleus. Gene Ontology annotation, biological process: DNA replication; DNA replication initiation. Gene Ontology annotation, molecular function: DNA replication origin binding. Lineage: Eukaryota; Metazoa; Arthropoda; Arachnida; Mesostigmata; Varroidae.